Molecule: messenger RNA, 5211 nt
Organism: Crotalus tigris (Tiger rattlesnake)
Lineage: Eukaryota; Metazoa; Chordata; Lepidosauria; Squamata; Viperidae
Gene: RGS17
Product: regulator of G protein signaling 17
Exons: 5
Coding region: 180-812 (210 amino acids)
Source: RefSeq, a predicted model, not a curated record
CUCUCUCUCUCUCUUUCUCUCUCUCUGUCUUUCCCUGCCGGCUGGGUGCUGAAGUUGGGCGGAUGGAAGCAAACCAGCUCCGCUAGGGACCAAGCUGCACCAGUCUUUUCCCCGGGACCGUUCAGUGCCAAGCACACACCACCAGGCGGGGUGGCCACAGGAGUGCUGAAGUAGCUGAAAUGAGAAAAAGGCAACAGUCCCAAAAUGAAGGAACAUCGUCUGUGUCUCAAGCUCCUGGAAACCAAAGGGCCAACAACACGUGUUGCUUCUGCUGGUGCUGUUGUUGCAGCUGUUCAUGCCUCACUGUUAGGAAUGAAGAUAGAGGGGACAGCACAGGAAGACCAACACACAGUAGCAAACUGGAGAGCAUCCAGGUCAUUGAAGAGUGCCAAAAUCCCACCGCUGAUGAAAUUCUGUCUUGGGCUCAGAAUUUUGACAGGAUGAUGAAAACACCAGCCGGUAGGAAUAUUUUCAGAGAAUUUCUUCGAACAGAGUAUAGCGAAGAGAACCUCCUAUUCUGGUUAGCAUGUGAAGAUCUGAAAAAAGAACAGAACAAGGAUGCUAUUGAAGAAAAAGCCAGACUUAUAUACGAAGACUACAUCUCUAUACUAUCGCCAAAAGAGGUUAGCUUAGAUUCACGGGUGCGAGAGGUGAUCAACAGAAAUUUGUUGGACCCCAACUCUCAAAUGUAUGAAGAUGCUCAACUUCAAAUCUACACAUUAAUGCACAGAGACUCUUUCCCUAGGUUUUUGAACUCUCAGAUCUAUAAAUCUCUUCUCGAAAGUACAAGGAGCUCUACUUCUGAGACUUAAAAAAUAAUUUGGGGAUUUGAAAUCUUGAUUUAGCUUUCGGGGAAAUGGGUGGGGUAAGGACUAUUAGGAUGAAGACAGACGUAACAUUUUUAAAGUGACAGGGCUGCUCUGGAAGCACCUUCACCGCAUUUAGUCCAAAAUGUACCCUUCCCCUCCAGAGUCAAGCUCUGGAAAAAACGGUCCUGCUCCUUGAGGCAGAGGCUGGCUGUGCAUGGUGCUGAUUUGUGGAGCCCCAUCCCCACCCCCAUGAUGUCACCAAGAAACCUCCCCUGCAAUAGCAGGAACAAUUUUGCACUUUAAGAAGAGUUUCCUUUUUAAAUGAAGAAGGCAGGAAAUGAACAGAUACAUGGCCUAGCGUUCAUCCAUCCUUUUGUUUUGGGUGGACUGGGGCAGGGAGAGUGACAAGACUGGAAAGCGUGCCAGUUUUUCAAUUCGUUGUUCUUCAUGGCUGCCAUUUCAGCUGCCGAUUCUGAUGGGAAGAUGGGCUCAUCCAGAGCUGAGGGAUGAACUGAGAGCUCUCUUUUUAUAUUACAUCUGUCUUCACCUUAGUAGUUCAAUAACAUCUGGAACUGGAGUUCCUGGAGAACUACAGUUUGGCACUACUCUGGCUACUGUGAAGCAAACAAAUACACGCAAAGGUCUUUAUCUACAUUUAUCAAGGUCUAUCAUUCUUGAUUUUGGAAGGGAGGGAUUUGCCAAAUCAGACUUAGCCACACACUUUUACACCUGCAGUUAAGAUUGCAAUGAUGUUCUUGUCAUUUUAAUGAAGAGUUUCCUUGUGUAUCCUCACACUGCAUGUGCAAAGCAAAACUGCUUCACUUUAUCACUUAGUUGUUGCAAUAUUUAAUCCAACAACAUAAAUUAUAUCUAUAUUUAAGAAUAUUGUGUGCAAUAUGGUUUUAUGGUACACACGCAUAGGGAUUGUUGGAGUGAACCAGAGAACAAUCUGACUUGGGUUUAGCAAUGUUAUUCCCCAUGUUCUGUGGAGAAAAAUCUGUUGCUAUAUAAGACAGACAACAUUUCUAUAUAAGAAAAACAGCAAGAAGCGAAUGUUAUUUAUCAUCAUUUAUUUAAAAUUCAAAACAGAGGAUUCCUCUGGUUAUUAACUGCCAGAAUUGUGGUACUUUCAUUACAGAAAUGUCAAAACUAACAACAAACAUCAAAGCACAAGUUAUAUGUAAGAAAUCAAAUGGAGAGACACACUCUCUAUAAACUGACAUUGUUUAUAAUUGUUAUAAAAACAGAUAAUCAAUGUACAUUUCAGAUAUCAGAUACUGUAAUGGAUUUAUUAAAGACUGGCUAUCCAGUUAUCUAAAAUUGUUGUGUAAUGUUAUGUAAUUCACAAAAGAAAAGAAACAAAAAAAAUCUUCCAUUCCAUUCUAGAAUCAACUCUAGAAAAAAUAUGUUUUUAAUUUAUAAUUUUUUUAAAAUGUAUAAAUGUAGCAUUUUGGUCAGCACUGGAGACUAGCAUUUGUCUAUACAUUUGCUUUUCUUAAAAGUUCUGUCCUGUGGAAAGAAAAAAUUAUGUUUUUUAAAGGAAAAGCUAAGAAAUCUUCUGGCGUUCCUAAUUUUAAAAGGUUCAUUUAUGGACCAGUGCUGUGGAGAUUUAAUAAAUGUUAAAUUCAAAUCUACUAGUGCAAAAAUAGUGGCAAGAGUUGUUCUUUUUUUCUUUUUCUUUUUAAAGAAACAUCUUUCUAAGGACUAGUAAAAAUGAAGACAGUAUGGUGUCCUCUAUUUACCUUGAAUUUAAUUUGCCAGGGUCAGUCUUUUGCACAAGCCAUCCUAUAAUGCAGUGUUUCUCAACCUUGACAAUUUUAAGGGAUGUGGACUUCAACUCUCAGAAUUCCACAGCCAGCAAUGCUGGCUGUGGAAUUCUGGGAGUUGAAGUCCACAUGCCUUAAAAUUGUCAAGGUUGAGAAACACUGCUAUAAUGAAUGUGGAUUUAGCCAAGAUCAGUUUUUCUCUUGUGAAACUCCCAUUUACUGCAAAUGUGCAAUUGAAAAGUCCCUUGGAAAUCCUUUCCUUUGCUGCUAGUUCAGUUUUGUAGUUACCUGACUUUUUUUUAAAAAAAAAUCCCAAUUUCCAUAACUGCUUGCAUCUUUAAAAAGAAAUAGCAAAUUUCUAAGCAAAACAACCAAAAAAACCCCUGUCUUAGAACUUGUUCAUUUUAAUAUUCAGUCUUGAGAUUUUCUUUGAAGAAUUGUUAAGGUGCCACAAAACAGAUACAUAUUGAAGGUAUUAUUAUGAACUCCAGAUUUGAUGCUUGGAGACAUUCUAUAAACUUCUCCCUGAAGUUAACUUCUUGUUGCUGUUAAUGAUGAAGAUAUGGUGUUAAACAAAUAGAAUCAAGUUAUUUAAUGUUAGCUGCUUGUCUGCAAAUUAUUCCUGAGUUCAUCUACAUCAUAAUGUGGAUGUAUUCACUAAGCAUGCCGAGUCUCAUUCAUUGAAGGGGAAAUUUUGCUGGAGCAAAGUUGUGAAUUUUGCCCUCUGAGGUUGCAGUGGCCAAAGAAAGUAAUAUAUAAGAUGACAUUAAGCACUGGAUUGUUCAUUCUAGUCCUAAGCAUCUGUGCCAGCAGUGCCCCUCCCCCCCACAUGCUUUCACAAUACUGGAAUCUCUUGACCAUCUAGUGUCAGUAAAAGUCCUUUGUUGCCAGUAAUUAUGCCAUUCAUUUAUUUUGGAAGGGAUUCAUUCUUUUUCUCUUUCACUACCUCUUCAUAUUUAAUUUAUUGAACAUGUGUCAAAGGGCAGAAGUAUGUUUGGGAAUAUACUUAUUACUUUACAUACAAUACUUGAAAUCUGUAAGCUUAAGAGGCGUGGUGGGGGAGAUGUGGACAAUUUAGCUAACCAUUUCUUAAGAUCUUUUGGUUUUGUAAUUUAUACAGAAUUCAGGAGACAAGACUUUUGUAAACAAAAAAAGGGCUAUUCUUUAUUCCCUAUGCAACUCUUUUAACUGUUGUAGUGUUUGACAAAAUGGGAUUUUAAAAAAAAGGCAAAAAAGCAAGAGAAAAUUCUGCAAAGCAGGAAAAAUAAAAGGUCUGUUUACACUGGCGUUUGCUGACUAUCCUACCAUACUCAGCACUUUUAAAUAUUGUUGUGUAUGAAAAUGUAGUUUAAAAUGCAAGACAAAUUAUUUAUAAAGGACAUUCUUUUAAUAAAUAUCUGUUUUAUCUGAAAAGUGUUAUUGUGUUAUGAUAUACUUUAUUCAUGUUGGUUAUUAAUUUACCAUUAUGAAUAAAUUUUAAAGGUAUAUUGAUAGAAUUAUAUCUUUGAAGACGUUUACAAAAACAAUCUUUUUUUUCUAAAGGAGAAGGUAGCAAGAAAAGAAAAGAAAAAAGCAAACAACUGCCUCCUCCUACUGUGAAUUUCUCAUAAUGAAAUAAUUUAAGGCUCAUUAUCUGAAAUAACUGUGGUAUUACAUAUUUAUAACACCACAGUAAAAGUUACAUUUCCUAUGAAACUCUGCAUAUAUAUCUCUGUAUAUAUUUAUAUGAUGUGGAUUCUGGUUUAUUAUGGUGUUUGAGACACAGCUAUCUCUGGUGCACACAACUAGGUCUAUGUAAUUAGAGAAUAUCGCAUGUAUUCAACUUUCAAUAUUGAGACUUCAUAUUUUCAAUGUUACUAUUUGAUGGUGACCUAUUAACCAGAAGCUAUCUUUAUAAGAUACUUUUACUACAGUAAGGGAGAUGUCAGUUUGACAGGACACCUUUCCUGAGGAACUUUAACCAAAUAUAAAUGUGAGGGUCUGCCAAUAGCACUUAGAAUUAUAGUACUAGACUUCCUUUUAUGAGUAUUUGAUCAUGAUAUAGGAGGGGAAAUAAGAUGUUACGUUUAAACUGUUUCUGAAAUUACUAAGUGUGUUUUUGCAGUGAGACUAUGUUACCAUAAGAGCCUAAAUCCUGAAUUUUACUGGAUUUAUAGGUUGGCCUAUUGAGCACUCUGUAUUGUAUAUGUUCUUCCUAGGAAUGAAUGUAUAUUUUAAAUCCAUCUUGGAAAUAUACAUACACACCCACACCACAUAACCCUUGUGUCAUUUAAAGAGAUAUGAAAACAAAGGUGGUUGUUGAUGUCAACUUUCUGCAACUAAGAGGAAUAGCCAAAUUUAUCUCAUUCCACUUUUGCAUACCUCAGUUUUCAGUUCUCUGAAAGUAAUAUUGACAGUGUUUAGAAUGACAACAUAAUCUCACUGCUCUCAGUCAAUUUGCAACAUAUGAGCAGCCAAUGAUUACACUUCUAAAAUUAUUAUUGUGCAUGUACUAUACAAUACUUUUAAUAUAAAUGAAUUGCUUAAUUAUACUUACCACAGGCAGAAAUAGAUUGAAGAUGUAUUUACUUCCUGUUUUGGGAUUUUAAUGAGAUCACAAAUAUAAAAAAUAAAUAUAAUGCUUUUGAUUAACAGAU